Molecule: messenger RNA, 2973 nt
Organism: Triplophysa dalaica
Lineage: Eukaryota; Metazoa; Chordata; Actinopteri; Cypriniformes; Nemacheilidae
Product: piggyBac transposable element-derived protein 4-like
Exons: 4
Coding region: 443-2593 (716 amino acids)
Source: RefSeq, a predicted model, not a curated record
CGCUGCUGCUGCUUUUGUACCCGAUUAAACGCCCGUUUUAGUCUUUCGAAGGCAGAGAAAUUUAGACAACAGUGGUCAAAUAUAUCUAAACACUUAACAUCAUAAUCGCAAGAUUAACUUUACUCUCAAAUUGUUUUACUCAGACUGAGCAGUUCACACUUUGGCAUUGUUACGUUUCUGGUUAACAACUUGUGAGUAGCCUCCUUUUGGUGAAAUAUUUUGUUUAAAUGAUAAAGACAAUUCAAACGCUUGCUACUCCUUGCUGAAGGAAAACGGACUCUUCGACCCCAAAGUUUGGGUUGUGAAUGAAAUUAACCUUUUGCAUAAACGUUCUUACUGUCACUUUAAAUCAUAUCGUUGGAACUACACAAUAAUGUUCAUCCGCUAAAAAGCGAGUUGUUUUGAAGUAACUUUACGUUAGUUGCUUAAAAUCAAGAUUGUGAUGUCGUACAGACGUUGCGCUGUUUAUGGGUGUGUAAGAACAACGUCUUUGCACAUGCUGCCGAAGGACCCAGACGUCAGAGAGAAAUGGAUUCAGUUUAUUGUUAAGAAGAGCUCUACUCAAAUAAAUGCUCACUUGCGUGUUUGCUCAUCACAUUUCACCAGCGGAUGCUUUGAAAACAAAUCGCAAUACGAUGCUGGUUUUGCACAAAAACUUUUGCUCAAAGAUCGGGCCGUGCCAACUAUUUGGGACCCAACAAGAAUCAAGCAAACUAACGUUCAACAAUUACCUGCUGUGGUUGAUCUACAUUUUGAUGAAACAAACCAAACUACAGAGAAUGAUGUGGGGGAUGCUACAAACUACAACAGCAAAGGACUUGUUUUUUGUGACCAAGACAGCGUGGCCUCCAGUUUGGACUUCAUGUUUACUGGCGGUCUUGACCCCCUUCAAGAUUGGCCUUCAUCUGAGAUAGAUUCACCAGAGGACAACGAGGCCAGUUUACAUAAGAGAAAGCGACCCAGCUUGUCUUCCACAUCUGCUCUCCCUGAAAAAGGUGCUUGGAGGAAUCGACAAGAUUGUGUCUCAUUUAAAACGUGGCAGAGUGGAGUUAAGUCAGAUGAUGAACCGUCUCAUCCUGUCUUCACACCUGUCCAAGAACCCGGCCCAAAGUUCAUAUCAAAUUCCUGCAACAAUCCCCUAAAGUUCUUCCAGCUGUUCUUUUCAAAACCCAUAAUGCAGGAAAUAGUCACGAACACAAAUAUCUAUGGAACCAAAUGUCAGAAAACAGGAAAGCGGUGGGAGAAGAUUACUCGGAAAGAGUUAGACUCAUUUAUAGCACUGGUCAUUUUUAUGGGACUGUUCAAGUGCUCUUCGCUGGCGGAUUACUGGCGAGAUUCAAAAUACUUCGGUCUGAUGUUUCCUGGCCGAAUCAUGUCUUACCAGAGAUUUCUAUCAAUCUCCAACGCUCUCCAUAUAAGUGAUAUCACAGAAGAUGAGGAGAACAGCAAGAAGAAGGGAACACCAGACUAUGAACGCCUGGGUAAAAUUCAGCCCCUGUAUCAAAUCAUCAGGGAGGCCUGCAAGACCUAUUAUCAUCCAUUUCAGAACAUCACAAUCGAUGAAAGGAUGGUGACAUCAGAGGCUAGAACGGGGCUCAGAAAAUGCAUAAUGGACAAACCUUCAAAUAAUGGGUAUAAACUCUUUGCACUAUCAGACUGCACCAGUCACUACACAUGGGACUUCUUUGUUUAUGAGGGAAAGUCAUGUGCGUCACAGAGCCAGGGCCUAAGCUAUGAGUCUGUCAUGACUUUGGUGGAUGAAAAUAUGCUGGGUACUGGGUAUAAGCUGUUCGUAGACCAAUUUUACACCAGCCCCACGCUUUUCAGGGACCUUCUUCACAAGAGCAUAUGGGCCUGUGGUCCAUUUUGGGCGAACAGGAAAGGAUUUCCAAGACCAACAGUGAAUGGUUUACCAAAAAACGCCCCACAAGGCACGACGCGUUGGAUUAAGGACAAAGAGCUGCUGUUUGUUCGCUGGAAAGAUGAGCAGGAAGUGCAGAUGUGCUCAACCUUCCAUAAAGCUUAUGAAGGAGACACUGUGAAGAGGAAGGUGAAGAGAGGAGACGGAACAUGGAUCUCUGCUGAUAUCCCCAUUCCAGCUCCGGUUUUGGACUACGAAAGGAACAUGGAGGCACUGGACCCAUCCAAUUGCAUUACCGGACAUUUCAGACUUCUGCACAAGCCUAGAGAAUGGUAUCAGUCUGUUUUUUAUCACGCUUUGGACAUUGCCAUAGAGAAUGCAUUCAUCCUGCAGGAAAUGACACCCAAGGCAAAGAACAAAAGGGCUUCGACACGUACGGCGUUCUUGGAGAUGCUCAUUUUAAAGCUUAUUGCAGGAGUCCCAGUUCCCUCAGCUCGUCCGUCUGCUGCCAACUCCACAGCAAAGACACCUGCUACUUCGGCUCCUUCCUCCCCUGCCUCAUCCUCAUUCCACAAUCCAAAGCACAUCACACAGGACAGCAGUGCUGGUGGACGGAAGUGCGAGCUGUGCCAACAGGAAACUACAGUCAUGUGUGUGACUUGUGAUGUGAUGUUGUGCUUUCAGCCACAGCGUGACUGUUAUAAUGACUGGCAUGAUAAGCAAGGUUUAUGAUUGAUGGCAUUGGCUACAAUAAAUAUAGGCGGGUUCACAUCAAAAUUUCAGUAGUAGUUACAUUUUAUUAGGAAUGCACAGUGACAUGUUAUAUUAUGUUCAAAAAAAUGAUUUGAACUAAUCUGUUAAUCUGGUUUUGGCCAAGGAAGUGCUUUUGUUCAUGCAUACAUACAUAUUUCAUGUUUGUGUACUUUUUCAGUAAAAGUUGUAAAUUAAAGGUUAAAUAGCUUACAAGGCAAAGAGUGAGUCGAUUAAUCAAUUACCGAAUUCAUUGACUAACCAUGUUUUUAUAGACACAUUGUCUGCUAAGAUCUGGGAGCUGUCCAUUGUGCUGAAUCUAGUGCUACUCUGAGGCAAUCAUCUUUUACUGAAAGGAUCAA